Messenger RNA from Phlebotomus papatasi, 577 nucleotides. RefSeq names its product atherin-like. The annotation marks the transcript as partial. The record is from RefSeq and is a predicted model, not a curated record. The transcript has 3 exons. NCBI's taxonomy places the organism in Eukaryota, Metazoa, Arthropoda, Insecta, Diptera, Psychodidae.
AUUCACCAUGAAUUUUCAUUACGCUGGUUGUGCGUACGGGGGGUAUCCAUUUUAUGGACCCCCGUACCCAUAUGUCGUUUACAGGGGCUCUGCUGCAGCCCCAGCCCCAGCUCCAGCCCCAGCCCCAGCCCCAACCGCAGGCCCAGUCCCAGCCCCAGCCCCAGCUCCAGCUCCAGCUCCGACUCCGACUCCGACUGAUCAGGACCAAGAGCCGACUGUGGUGCCCCCCGAUGGCCGCAGCGAUACAGAGACGAUCGAAAGCGGCGAGGUUGAUGCACAACGUCCAGCAGCCGGUGGAGGUGGUGAUGAAGGGGGCGGCGGACGUAGUCUGCGCGGCCGUCGUCGUCGCAAACGUCCCAACUCCAACAGGCUGUCUCAUCAAGAAAUUGGGCGCAAAAAUCUGUUCAGCCAUUUCAAGAAUAAAGCUGAUCAGGCUAAGGCCAAUUUUAUUUUAACCAAGAAGGAAAAGCAGACGGUAAUGGCUAAUUAUAAAAAAAGGCUUGGCAAAAUUAAGCGUACAUGUGAGGAAAUAAGACACAGUAGCUUGUCUUCAGAAGUACCACCGACUAUAAGGUAA